This is a messenger RNA of Scatophagus argus, 1205 nucleotides long. RefSeq names its product cell division cycle 26 homolog (gene cdc26). Gene Ontology annotation, cellular component: anaphase-promoting complex. Gene Ontology annotation, biological process: protein K11-linked ubiquitination; regulation of mitotic cell cycle; anaphase-promoting complex-dependent catabolic process. The record is from RefSeq and is a predicted model, not a curated record. Bases 148 to 423 code for a protein of 91 amino acids. NCBI's taxonomy places the organism in Eukaryota, Metazoa, Chordata, Actinopteri, Scatophagidae. The transcript has 3 exons.
CGGGGCAGCAGGAUCAACCGGAUGCAAAGACUGUAUCAGCUUCCGGGUCAAAGGGUGUUCUUCCGGUAGACAGAGGGGCAGCUAACAAACACAAGGCUAGAGAAAAUCCGUGAACAUACCACAACAGCACACCUGUCAGAAGAAAAUAUGUUGAGGAGGAAACCGACUCGUCUGGAGCUGAAGAUCGACGACACGGAGGAGUUCGAGAGCGUCAAGAAGGAGCUCGAGGCCAGAAAGCGUCAGCGAGAGGAGGCGGAGUCAGGAGGGGGCGUCAGUGUUGACAUAAUCGGGGGUGGGGCCUCUGCCACAGUUUCUUCCUCCUCUGCCGCAUCGAGGGCGGAGCUUAUCAACGACCGAAUUGGCUACAAGCCCCAUCCCAAACCGGCCACGCUGCCGACCUUAUUUGGAAGUUUACAGUUUUAAUAAAAAUGUUUCAAUUGAACAAGAUUUGUUUGUCUCCGUUUUUUCAGAAAGUGAAAUGUAGUUUUGUGUUUCGUCAGGAUCAGCAGGUGGAAGUCAAACUUGGCUUGGAUGGACGUCCUGUAUUAUCACGUCAGGUUCAGUGUUGGCGGCCCAAUCUGAACUCAUCUCAGAUCUCUGAUUCGCCUUUCAGUAGAUGAUGAGUUAGAAGACAGAUUUAGUGAAGCUUUAAAUGUCUGCCACAGGAUUCUACUGGACACUUCUGUGCCACUGUUAGCCAACAUUAGCCUGCUAGCCGAUUAUGUCAGAAAUGUCACACAUCAGUUUGUUUGUAUUAUUUAUUUUCAUAAUAAAUGCUACAAUAAUAUUUUUAUAGAGUUUAAACAAAUAUAAAAGACAAACAGAAGAUUAGUGUUCAAAAUACAAAAACUAGAAGGAAAAAAACAAACUGUAAAAACAUCUUGAAUUUAUUUACAACAGUAUGUGGUGCUGAUAUCAUUAACAUUUUAUCAGAAUCAGAAUUACUUUAUUUAUUUAGGGGAAAUUCUUUAAAGCUCCACCCCCACUCAGUCCAGGAAGUGAUGUUAACCAAUCAGGACUCAUGAUUUAUUUAAACAUUUUUUUUUCUAAUUGCAGUGCAUAAAUAAUAAACCUUUUUUCUUUUCCAACUUUGUCUCAGUUACUAUGACAACCAGUGUAAGUGCUGAUGUCAUUUACUUAUUUUGAGAAGGAAAUGUUUUGGUGGUGUUUGAUUUGCUUUGCUUACAUUUUUCUUGCAUAAAUGU